CAGUUGUAAUUCGGUGAACGCACUAGAUAAAUUACGCGAGAAGAGAGACAUGGCUUUUUAUUUUCCUUGAGAAUCUUAAGAGUCGAUUUUUGCAGUAGAAGAGUGCUUUUCUUUUACUGGUUGAGAAAAUGUCUUCGAGUGGAAAAAGGAAAGACGAGGAAGUCAGAGUGUCAGACGACGACGACGAAUCUGAGACCCACGCGCCGCCUAAGAAAGUGGCAAAGCCAGCGGACGAGAUUGAGGACAUCUUCAUCUGCAAUUUAGAUAAGAAUCGGAGAGUCUUUGUGAGGAAUUGCAACGGCAGGAUUUGGAUUGCCAUUCGUCAGUUCUUUGUCAAGGACGGUAUAACUUUACCUUGUCAUAGCAAGCAUGGUAUCUCUCUAAGCCUGGAACAGUGGAACGAUCUUCGGAACCAUGAGGAGGAUAUCGAUAAGGCCUUCUCUGACCUUUCUGAGGUUUAAAAGCUUGUAUAAUCGGGUAGUAAGUUUAAUGGAAGAUAUGGCUUAGGUUGUUUUGGUUUGUUUUUCAGAACAACACCAUGUUCUGCAAGUGUUAGCUGCUUCACGUUAGUUGAUGUAUCGAAUCUAUCACUUUUGGUUCAGACAAGGCAUUAAGAAUGAUUACUCUCUUAUUUGCUGUUGAAUUUACAACUUGAGAUAUGUUGCAGGAAUAGAAGUAUUCGUUUGAU
Arabidopsis arenosa is the source of this 688-nucleotide messenger RNA. The record is from the annotation of a GenBank genome assembly. Lineage: Eukaryota; Viridiplantae; Streptophyta; Magnoliopsida; Brassicales; Brassicaceae.